Magnolia sinica is the source of this 1817-nucleotide messenger RNA. RefSeq lists its product as uncharacterized. The record is from RefSeq and is a predicted model, not a curated record. Gene Ontology annotation, biological process: rRNA base methylation. Gene Ontology annotation, molecular function: rRNA (uridine-N3-)-methyltransferase activity. The coding region runs from base 30 to 1559 and encodes 509 amino acids. Gene Ontology annotation, cellular component: cytoplasm. The transcript is spliced from 3 exons. NCBI's taxonomy places the organism in Eukaryota, Viridiplantae, Streptophyta, Magnoliopsida, Magnoliales, Magnoliaceae.
UUCCUUUCCAACUUCCAUUGCAUUUCAUCAUGAGAAAGAAGGCAAGAAGACAGAGCGUGAACAAGAAGAAUCUCAAUGAGAAACAAGAUGAAGAAGAAAGAGAGAAAAUAGUAGAGAAAGAAGGAGGAGGAGGAGAAGAAGAAGAAGAAGAAGAUAGAUGGUUGAAAUACUAUUCCUCAUUCCAUCAGAUUCUUCUAGUUGGAGAAGGAGACUUCUCUUUCUCACUCUCUCUUGCAAAAUCCCUUCAAUCUGCCUCCAACAUUCUCGCUACUUCUCUUGACCAAUAUGAUGUUGUUAUAAAGAAAUACAAAAAUGCAAAGUCAAAUUUGGAGUAUUUAGAGAAGAUGGGAGCAACAAUUUUACAUGGAGUCGAUGCGACAAAGAUGAAACUUCAUACAGAUUUAAAUAUGCGGAAAUUCGACAGGAUAAUCUUUAACUUUCCUCAUGCAGGUUUUCGUGGAAAGGAAGAUGACAUGCAUCAGAUCAGGUUGCACAGGAACCUAGUGAAAGGUUUCUUAAACAACGCCAGUCGAAUGCUUCGACCAUAUGGAGAACUUCAUGUAAACCACAAGACAACUUACCCGUUUUGCUGCUGGAAAAUUGAAGAACUUGCUUCAAAAUGUUCUCUUACAUUGCUCGAGUGUGUGAUGUUUGAAAAGACGGACUAUCCGGGUUAUAAUAAUAAAAGGGGGGACGGACCAAGAUGCAAUGAUCCUUUCCACUUGGGAGAGUGCAGUACUUUCAAGUUUGGAAUUGUCGGUACUCGCCACUACAAGAAGAAAGAAAUGAUGAUAGGUUGUGCUCAUAAAAAAUUCCUCGUAGACAUGUCUGGAACCCAAGGCGGCGAUCCGAGAAUUGUCAAUGGAAGCGAGCAGCUGCAAGCAUAUCAUAACAUUAUAAAAGAGAUGUCCGAAACCCAAGAUGGCAAUCCAGGAAAUUUCAGUAGAAUUGAUCAGCUGCAAAGAUAUCAUACCAUGACUAUGCAAGGGAUGCCCAUGACUCAAGCUGUGAAUCCUGGAACUCUUGGUAGAAACAAUCAUCUGCGUGCAUAUGAUCUCAUGACUGUGCCCAUGAUACUUGAAGCACAAAAUGGGAACCCAAGAGUUCUCAAUAGAAGCGAUCAUACUCCUUGCAUUGGUUAUCCACAUGCACACAAUACCAUACCCGUGCAAGCGUUGCCUGAACCCGGACACCAUGAUCUCGGGGUUUUCGGUAGAAAUUACAACUCUCUCAAUGCUGGUUACACACCAAUGACUUAUCCUGUAACGGUCCCAUACAGGUCAGUAAGUUCCAGUCAUCCCCAACCGGUUAGGAUUAGUAGUGAAUACUUGAGGAUCUUCGAUGGUUAUCUAAGCCAUAAAAAAGAAAUGUUUGGAAGGACUGAUUAUGAUUACUGUGGUGUUGCUCAAGAAUUUUUGAAUAAAGGUUAUGAGAUCUACAUGAAUGAACAACAGCCAGGAAGAAAUGAGCAUCGGUACAUACGGUAUCUCCAACAACAUCAUCUGAGUAUUUCGAGAUCAGAGCAACUGAGCAGAAUGUCGCUAAGAACCAAUUUCUAGUUGAAAUCUAGAUGUUCAUUCUUUUGGAGAAAAUCUAAAAUCUUGCUAAUACUGAUCGCUGAUUGUGAAGAUGGGAAGUUGUUCGUUUUGUCUGGCAGUGGUUUAUAUUUUGUAAAUGAUUGUUUUGGGCAGUUUUGUUUUUGUUGGUGUGUUGUUCUUAAGCAUGGAGCUUGUGAAUUGUCAAACAAUAGCUUAUACAGGUUUUUUUAUGGGUUUUGAGAACAUGCUUGGAAUGGAAAUUGGAGAACCCUUGAUGAA